UAACCUCUUGACGCAUCCUAUACAUUCAUAAUAUAUAAAAGAUGAGAAGUAAUUAAAAGAAAGUGAUAAGUUAACGUACAAAGUACACGACUCCCCUUCUUCUCAAAACGGAAAUAGAAGUGUCAAAAAACGUAAAAUUGGAUAAAGUUGACGGCACGUUAAGUAAAAAAAUUAUUCGUGUUUUUUUUAAUUCAACGAAACUUAACCUCUCAAUCGGAAAAAGCCACGAUAUUAGGCGGCGCGGUUAUGCGACGAAUUCACGUUGAUCCGACUGGAAAUGCGAAUGUGAUUGUAUGAUAUCUUGUAGUUAGAGCAUUAUUAUUGAUAACUCGUGAAGAAUGCUGCACAAUACGGCGACCUUGUCGCCUCAGGAUAUUUUGAUUGAGGUUAGAAAAUUUAUCUCCGGUGCCAUCCGGCCUUCUCACAGCACGAAUACGCAAGACGUGACGCGCACGGCGCUAUCCCUGCUGAAAAAUGUACCCGCGGCGAGGGAAGCCGUCCUCGAAUAUUUUUGCAACGUAUUCUUCGUCGCGGUGACGAAAUACGUUCGCCAAAUCGAGACGAAUCAGAGUAUACCAAUACCCGAAGAGAGCAUUAUAACAGAGAUUCACGCCAUCCUGAGCAGUUUCGUUAAUGAGAAUCCAGAAUCCUGGGCGCCUAUCAUAUCAGCAUGGUCGUUGGACCUACUCGGUAAAAUAUCGUCCGACUAUUCAAAGCGUGGCAAUUUGCCUGUCAAUGCAGGCAUCAAUGAUUUUCUGCAGCAGUGGAUGUCGUGUCGUGCAACGAGAACUUUGAUAGACAUUACCGCUCAAUGUCUACAGUGCCUUAUGCAUUCCGAUACGGAGUCUUGUAUCAAGGCGUUGUUAGACACCAGCGUGCUGCAUAGUCCGUACUUUGAUUGGGUGGUCGCUCAUGUAGGGAGCUGUUUUCCGAACACUGUGAUCACUAGAGUGCUAUCUUGUGGACUGAAAGACUUCUGCGCCAUGGGCUAUGAGCAUAAUGUUAAGAAUCCAAAGUUGAAUUCGGUUGUCGGCAUAUUGGGACACUUGGCGGGUAGCCAUUUUCAAGAUAUUAGAAAAGCGCUGCUAGACUUAUUCGAGUGGAGUUUGGAAGAAGACUUGAGUCUUGACGACGAUACCAAGAAGCAGAAAUUGGCCACGGUACCGUUUCUUCUGAAUCUGGCCUCGCUUUCGCAAACUCUUUUGAAAGCAAUGACCAGCGACGUGUUACAAAUAUUGAGGCCAGACAUUAUACCACGACUGGCAUUGUUUGCGGCAGACUGGUGUAAAUACUUUGAUAAUCAACCAGCGGCGUUAAUGGACUUGACAGUGCAUCUGACGUUGGGAUGCGAGCAAGGCGCGUCACAGAUAAUCAAUAUACUGCUGGAUACGAGUCUGAACACGAGCAAUGUCGGCUAUCACAGCGUCAAUGCGGCGCAAAAUGUGAAAAACAUUUGUCGAGAGAUACUGGAAUUGGUUCUACAGGAAAUCGAUCUGUUAUUGAGAACGCACGGACCGCAGUCAGCCAAUAUCCUUCUGCUGAGUUCUGUCAAACAGGAGAUAUCGUUGAUAGUGCCGAUGAUGCUAGAUCCUAAUCCGCUGCGUGUACAAACGGCUGUCAGACUACUAAGUUUUCUCAGAAGUCAAAAUCAGAACAUAGUCGUCUUCACGGCGUCCUACAUGCUGAUGAAAGCUCAAACAAUGUUCCAUCUCGCGGCCUUAAUACGUCUUAUCACUAAUAACGUCGUACAGUUUCCCACGAGUAAAUCCGGAUUCGAAAAUAUUCUUGCCAGUCACGAUUAUUUUGCACAGGUCAUGGAGCAAGCACUUAGAGAGAUACAUUAUAAAAGCGGAGGAAUAAAUAAGGAGGACUCGAGACAGUUAUUCAAGAAUCUUAUUAUAAUGUUGAAAUGGGAGAAAUCAAAUAAGGUGGCGAUAUUGCAGUCACAGAUGAUUAGCAGAGCUCUUAGAGCUAAUUUAUAUCAAAUAUCUUGUUUAUUGAUGAAAAAUGAUGAUUUUGACUUGGCGAAUGAUAUUGUUACUCUCUUGGAUCUGUUAAGCACACCCGAAAAGGAUCAUGUUCUCGAUGUGGAACUUAUGCUGAAAUUGACGAGGGCGAUCAUACAGUAUUUCUUUUCAUGCAUUGCUCAAACUGAUGUUAUAAAAAAGCAACAAGGAGUAAAGAUGGUAUGUCAUUUAUUGAAGGAUUUGGCAUGUUAUUCUACGUCCGCACGCGUAUUGGCGCUCAGAGAGAUAUUAGGAAAUAGUAUCAAUAAUGAGCAAGCCAAGUAUUUUGGCGCAAAAGAGAAAUUUGAGCCUCGUUUUGAAGAGAUGUUAUUAUUACAUCAAAAUCAUAAACAGGUGACGAGCACCAUGUUAGCGCAACGACAUUCGUCGGUAUUUCAUGCUGGUGUGAUAGGACACGGUCCACGAAGGCUUCCGCCGGAAAAUUCGAUCGAUAAGGAAAUCGUUGCUUUAAACAAAAUGUUACUAAUAGACGUCAUAAAGGCUUGUUGCAGCAACCAGGAAUCAGAUCGAUAUCCAGUUAACUUGGACGCUCUGACAAUGGUCAGUUUGUUGUUGGUUGAAUUGGUAUCGCCUGAUGUUAUGUACAAUGGUCUACCGUGGCCUGAUGAGGAAUUUACAAAGGUAACAAUAGAAAGAGAUUUACAAAUUCGUCGCAAAUUUAAGGAUGUUCCUCUAUUGUGGACGUUGUUAGAAUUGACCGCCUGGUACAGGCCGGCGUUAGCGUAUUGUUCCGUUUUACUGAGAGGAAUUACUGCAACCGUUAUGGCUAAUUGGAAUACAGAGGAAGGCGUUUCGCUUGUCAAUAUAAUGGCUCUUGGUCAAUUAUUACCACCGCCGCUGGCGAGUAUUAGGGACAUCCUACGAGUUUUACAGCCUCACCAGAUAAAUACAAUAAUGAGGGAAUGCCUGUGGGCGUACAUGCGCGAAAAUGUGCCAUCUCCAGCGUUAUUUACGCGAAAUGAAAGCACUAACAUAGCCUGGAGAGACAUCGAUAUGUCAUCGCCCAAUGCACGUUUCACAGAUACACUCCGUUUAGUAUUACUGGCAAAUAUUCACACUUUAGGAUCUUUAUAUUCGACAUUAUUUUAUAAUGAAAAUAAGUAAUAUAAGAUACGAUAUAUUUUUGAGACACAAUACUUAAAUUAUUUUUAAUCAUAUGCAUUUUGUAAAUACUAUUGACGUACGUGAUAGUA
Messenger RNA from Temnothorax curvispinosus, 3220 nucleotides. It is a transcript of the gene omd, whose product is annotated as integrator complex subunit 5. The record is from RefSeq and is a predicted model, not a curated record. Bases 339 to 3131 code for a protein of 930 amino acids. Lineage: Eukaryota; Metazoa; Arthropoda; Insecta; Hymenoptera; Formicidae. Gene Ontology annotation, cellular component: integrator complex. Gene Ontology annotation, biological process: snRNA 3'-end processing. The transcript has 11 exons.